GGGCAUCUGACUGGUGCUAAUGCAAUUUUUGGAUUUAAUUCAUAAACACGUUGGUUGUUAAUCAACAGGAAAUAUUUCUGUAUUUUUAAAAAAUGCACGUCUUAAUCUUAAAUUUAAACUAAGAUGAUUUACUAUUUAUAAUUAAAUAUAUAUAUUUAAGCAAUAUAGUAGGCUGCGAGUGGGGUAGGUAAGGGAUAUUCCCACGGGUGGUGUUCGGCCGUAGGUAACAGCAGGUAACAAUAUCCCUUACCUACCCCACUCGCACGAGUACUAUAUUGCUUUUAUAAAACAAUUUUAUAUUCAACCAAUUAACAUUUCAACACGAAGUUAUUGAUUUAAAAAAUGUUAAUUUCACCAUUGUUUCUCCGCAACAAAAAAUAGUUCCAGUCAACGUCUUGGUUUGGAAUUACAAGAACUAACAGUUAUCAUCAGCGCGCUUUAGAAUGUUUCAUCGCAGAGUGAUUUAUUAUUAGCUGUGAAAGUCCGAGUUGGGAUGUCCUGGGAUAUUCCAACUCAUGGAACGUCUCUCGUCCAAUCAGAAACGGCUUAAUAACUCGAUAGAACCCAAUUGUUUUAUAAUAUGUAUAUAUAUUAUGUAUGCUAAACAUCAUACCUACACCCCCCCACCCCCCCAGACUGGAUCGUCUUUUGGUCGAAAAAUGAUGACUGGAUAUCUAUCCACAAAAGGGGUUAAAGCUUCUGAAGGCAGAGUGGGCAAUGUGUUGAGAAGUAUUCAUCAACCCUACCACAUUGCAAGACAGCAGGGUGCCCGGAAUCUGAACCCCAUACCCUACAAUGCAGAAUACAUGGGUCACAAGCUGCAUGUAGAUCAGAAUGAGAAGCUUGUUAUGUUUGGAGUGACUCAUGUUAUGGCUAUCGAUGGUUUCAGCAAGAAGGUGGUCGGUCACUCCACCAUGCCAAUAAAGAACAACAUCGUGAUUUAUGAGGAAGUGUACCGGCCUGCUGUUCUUUCCUAUGGAAUAUGGGACCAGGUCAGAGUUGACUGUGGGAAAGAAUUCUAUCUGGCUUUAUUCAUCCAGGAAAAACUGGCAGAACAUCGACACAAUACUCAAAGGCAGCCCUACCUUCAGACACCUUCUACAAGGAACCAUGUGAUAGAGAGAAUGUGGUCGGAGGUGAAUGCUCGAGUCAACUACCCUUUGAAGACAGCUCUGGUACAGCUGGUGGACCAGGAGGAACUGGACAUGGAGGACAACACAUCCAGGUAUUGUGUGUCAAACCUGACAUGCCAGCUGGCUAGGAUUGGCAUCACAAAUGUCGUACAGGCAUGGAAUGCACACAGGAUCCCAGGAAGGGGAAUACCAAACGAACUGGCUAAAGAAGGGUGUCCUGCAAAACUUUCUGAGGACCUUCUGCCAGUCGGUGCAGUUGCAGCUGACCUGUAUCAGCAGGAAAUGGGAUCAGCCUUGAAAAGAGAAUCCAUUUUUGGAAGUGAUCCUUUCCCCUCUGAAGAAGCCCAACAAUGGACUGAAACUGAGUUUGGUUCUCUCUUUGAUUUGCUAUCCCUCUUCCAAAAUGUGGUUAACCAUAACUAUGGCCCUUUUAAAAAUGCAGUGAGGUCUCUGAUUGAUAUCACCUCAAGACAUGUGCGACCUGUUACACAGUGACCUGCAAUGGUCAAUGAAGAAGCAGUAUACCAAAAAUAACAUUUUAUUACAACAAUGAUAAAGUGGAAGUUGUCUUUUUUUUCUUUUCUUUUUUUUAAAACGGUCACACACAAUAUAAACAUUACAACAAACAACAUCUUUCUGGUCAUGUACCCAUAAUAACAUCCAACAAACAAACUGAGGUAGUUCCAGUAAUGUAAACAUAACAAACAAUAACAAACAAUUAUCUAUCAAAUCAAAUCAAUUUCUCUCUCCUUGAAAAGUGACAAGGCAGCAGAGAGACCCUUCACUUCAUGUAUUUUAUUUUCAAAGUCUCCUGCCCUGCAUUUCAAGCAGUGGUCUGAUGUGACUAACCACAGCUCCACACAGGUACGACAUCCAAUUAUCGAUUCACAGCAUGUGGCGAACAUGGGAUCUGCCAUUACAGCUGCAAGGUUAAAAAAAUAUAUAUUAUAAAUUGAUGCAGAAAAUAACAUUUAAUUGUUAGUUGCAAUAUAGAAGGAAAUUAACUAAGCAAUCAGAAGUGUGUUUUAUCGCAGAGUGAAUGUUGAAGAUGGCGAUGAACACCCGUGACAGCUGGUCAGCGCAGUGCUUGAGGGUGGCAGGCGGCUAUGUUUUGUACUGUAGAAUGACCUACUGUUACAUAUCUUACACGUACCUUUACACACAAGACAUGCAAAGGCUUCCUUUAAGGGCUGCAAACCGACAUUUGCCAUUAUCUCCUCCUUUUGAGACUUGGCCAGCUGAGACAGCUGGUUGAUUGAAUUAGUGACCUCUUGGAGACUCCCGGCGGCUUGCUUCAGCUGGUCAACACGUCCAAGGACCUCCUGCAGGCUUGAAUCUCCAUCCCUUCG
Gadus macrocephalus (Pacific cod) is the source of this 2482-nucleotide messenger RNA. RefSeq lists its product as uncharacterized. NCBI's taxonomy places the organism in Eukaryota, Metazoa, Chordata, Actinopteri, Gadiformes, Gadidae. The record is from RefSeq and is a predicted model, not a curated record. Bases 516 to 1628 code for a protein of 370 amino acids. The transcript is spliced from 5 exons.